GGUCAGGAAUCCCUUGGAACAUUUUACAAGUACCAACGGAAAUCAACAAACGUCAACAUGGUCGACUGGACAACAGCUGAGCGCAGUGCCAUCCUUGGCCUUUGGGGAAAGCUCAACGCUGAUGAGAUCGGAACCCAGGCCUUUAUCAGAUGUCUGGUCGUGUUUCCUUGGACUCAGAGGUACUUCAGCUCCUUCGGUAACCUGUCCACACCCGCUGCCAUCGCAGGUAACCCCAACGUGGCUAAGCAUGGGAGGACCGUGAUGCAUGGACUGGACAGAGCUAUCCAGAACCUGGAUGACAUCAAGAACACCUACGCUCCACUGAGUGUGAUGCACUCCGAGAAACUGCACGUGGAUCCCGACAACUUUAGGCUCCUCGCGGAAUGCAUCACCGUGUGCGUCGCCGCCAAGCUGGGUCCUUCCGUUUUCGAUGCUGACACUCAUGAAGCCUUCCAGAAGUUCCUGCGUGUGGUUGUUUCGGCUCUGGGCAGACAGUACCACUAGAGCACAACUCAAAAACAUCAAUGUGGAAUACAGAUGACACUCCUACUUCAGUCUUUUAGACUGCAAGCCGUGCCAUAUCAAGAAAAUAAUAAAAUGAUUUAAAAGC
Molecule: messenger RNA, 610 nt
Organism: Esox lucius (northern pike)
Lineage: Eukaryota; Metazoa; Chordata; Actinopteri; Esociformes; Esocidae
Product: hemoglobin subunit beta
Biological process (GO): hydrogen peroxide catabolic process; oxygen transport
Cellular component (GO): hemoglobin complex; blood microparticle; haptoglobin-hemoglobin complex
Molecular function (GO): organic acid binding; peroxidase activity; oxygen carrier activity
Source: RefSeq, marked provisional